Varanus komodoensis (Komodo dragon) is the source of this 3702-nucleotide messenger RNA. RefSeq names its product cyclic nucleotide gated channel subunit beta 1 (gene CNGB1). The transcript has 22 exons. Lineage: Eukaryota; Metazoa; Chordata; Lepidosauria; Squamata; Varanidae. Gene Ontology annotation, cellular component: plasma membrane; photoreceptor outer segment; intracellular cyclic nucleotide activated cation channel complex. Gene Ontology annotation, molecular function: intracellularly cAMP-activated cation channel activity; cGMP binding; intracellularly cGMP-activated cation channel activity. Gene Ontology annotation, biological process: retina homeostasis; monoatomic cation transmembrane transport. The record is from RefSeq and is a predicted model, not a curated record. Bases 1 to 3042 code for a protein of 1013 amino acids.
AUGGAGAAGCGUAUUGGCACCUCUGAAGAUGUGGAUGCUCCUCAGAGGAAGGAGGCAGCGAAAGGAAAAGGGGAGAUAAAUGCUCCUGCAGCUUCCGAAGCCCUCGGCCAGGCCCCCUUCCUGGAGAACUGGGCUGCCCCUGCACGGGGGCCCCCUUCCGGCCAGCUGCUGUGUCCAGGCGGCGGGUCUGGGGGCUCCUGCCCUGCGGCACAGCCCCGGUGGGCUCCGCUUGGCCCCCUGCUUUCAACACCUACGUGCAACCGCCGGGAGAGCCCCUCCAGCCGAGUGGAUCCCUUUUCCGAGAGGCCGGGGCCUUGGGAAUUCCUCGUGGAGGGAGGCGACACAAUCCACGCAGAAGUGAUGCGCGGGUCCAGAGAGGCCGAGGGCACGCUGGGCUCCCCUCCGAGAGCCCGAGAGCAGUGCGGAGCAGCGCACGGGGAGAAGAGGAGCCCCUCUGAUGGGAGCCCCGCUGCAGUAAGCGCUCCAGGCAAGGUACAAGCGGUGGGCAUCUCCUCGGUUCCUUUCUUACAGCUUCAAGCGUCUGCCCGGCGGCCUAGCACCAUGUCCAAGCGCAACCGAGACGUCGAGCUGGUCCGCCUGGUGCACGAGAACCCCCCCGGCUCGCCAAGCGCCCCCCUCUCCCGCCACAGCGUAGCUGAGCAGCUGCCCAACGUCCCCAGCUCCCACCCCGCCCCCGCUUCCCGCAUCCCCGUCCUCACGGCCCGAAAGCACAAGGCUGGUGUGGCGAACUCGAGCUUUCUGAAGGAGGACGGGCCCCUCUCGCUGGCCGGGGGAAGGUCUGCCAGAGUGAACAUCCCACAGGGGGAGGCGAAAGGCGCCUCGACGGGGCUGCCCAUACUGGCUCGCCGUGCCCAGCCGUCUCCUCAGACCAAAUCCCAGGCUCUCUCUGUCGCAGCGCUGCCCACGGGCCCCAAGAGGAGGAGGCCCUCCCCGCAAGAGGAGGGCACAGAGGAGCUGAAGGGGCCCUCGCCAAGCCAGUCUCCGAUCACGGCGUGGCCGGACCAGCCCAGCCCAGGAAGAAAUGUGCAGAUGGGGGUGCCGGAGCGCAGCGGCUCCGCCGCAAGCCAAAGCAGCACUGUCAUCCACGAGCGCCUGCAGGAGCUGGUGCGGCUCUUCAGGGACCGGACGGAGAAGGUGAAGGAGAAGCUGAUCGACCCGGAUGCCUCCUCUGACGACGAAAGCCCCGUGCCGUCACCUCCCAGGGAGAGCCCUCCAGAGGGAAAGGGGGAAGAGGCUGAGCAGGAGGCCGUGCAGAAGCGCCGCGGGAAAUUCAGGUCGCGCCUGUUGCUCUGCCAAGUGAAGAAUUACCGCUUCCCCAGCAGCAUCGAUCCCCUCACCAGCCUGACGUACGUGUCCUGGCUGCUCCUCGUGGUCUUGGCAUGGAGCUGGAAUUGCUGGCUGAUCCCAGUCCGCUGGGCAUUCCCGUACCAGACGCCGGCCAACGUCCACUGCUGGAUGGCGGUGGACUACUUCUGCGACCUCAUCUACCUUCUGGACAUCACCCUCUUCCAGGUCCGGCUGCAGUUCGUCCAAGGAGGAGACCUCAUAACGGACAAAAAGGCCAUGAGGAAGAACUACCUGAGGUCGCGUCGCUUCAAGCUGGACGUGCUCUGCCUGCUUCCACUGGACUUGCUGUACUUCAAGGUGGGCGUGCGCCCCCUCCUGCGCCUGCCCCGCUGCCUGAAGUACAUGGCCUUCUUCGAGUUUAACAGCCGGCUGGAAGUCAUCCUGAGCAAGGCCUACGUGUACAGAGUUGUCAGGAUCACGGCCUACCUGCUCUUCAGCUUGCAUGUGAAUUCCUGCCUGUAUUACUGGGCUUCGGCCUCCCAGGGACUCGGCUCCACCCCGUGGGUCUACAGCGGGGAAGGAAACAGCUAUCUGCGCUGUUAUUACUGGGCUGUCAAGACUCUAAUCACAAUCGGGGGGCUGCCCGAUCCGUACAACCUCUUUGAGAUCAUCUUUCAGUUGCUCAAUUACUUCACUGGCGUCUUUGCUUUCUCUGUCAUGAUUGGACAGAUGAGGGACGUGGUUGGGGCGGCCACGGCUGCACAGACCUAUUACCGGAGCUGCAUGGACAACACCAUCAAGUACAUGGCUUUUUACAGGAUCCCUCCGUCUGUCCAGAACCGAGUCAAAACGUGGUACGAAUACACGUGGCAUUCCCAAGGCAUGCUGGACGAAUCGGAGCUGCUGGCGCAACUGCCCGACAAGAUGCGGCUGGACAUUGCCGUCGACGUGAACUACGACAUCGUGAGCAAGGUGCCUCUCUUCCAGGGCUGUGACCGGCAAAUGAUUUUUGACAUGCUGAACAGACUCCGCUCGGUGGUGUAUUUACCGAAUGACUACGUGUGCAAGAAGGGGGAAAUUGGCCGCGAGAUGUACAUCAUCCAAGUUGGGCAAGUCCGGGUACUAGGAGGACCUGAUGGGAAAACAGUGCUUGUGACUUUGAAAGCGGGGUCCGUGUUCGGAGAAAUAAGCUUGCUGGCUGUGGGAGGUGGAAAUCGGCGCACGGCCAACGUUGUGGCACAUGGGUUCACUAACCUGUUCAUUUUGGAAAAGAAAGACCUGAAUGACAUUCUGGUGCAUUAUCCGGAGUCUCAGAAACUGCUGAGGAAGAAGGCCAGGAGAAUGCUGAAAAGCCACAACAAGGCCAAAGAUGACAAGGGUGUGCCCAAGGAGGUGCUGGUGAUCCCGCCAAGGGCCGGGACACCCAAGCUCUUCCAGGCCGCUUUGGUCGCUGCGGGCAGGAUGGGAGGCAAGGGGAGGCUGGCCCACAUCCGCUGGCGACUGAGAGAGCUGCAAGCCAUGCAGGCUGCCAGUCCCAUGCCAGUCCUUCCCAAAUCCCCAGCCAGUCACCCCUCGCCAGCUGCCUCCGGGCAAUCAGAGGACUGCAGGCCUGAGGAGAGAAUUCCACCGAGCCCCGACCAUGAUCACGCCGUCCGUAUUCACACGAGUCCAACACCCCGAGGCGGCGAGCAAGUUCUCUCUGUACAGGUUUUAGACAAGGAGGGGGCCGAGUAGGAAAGCUGCAUAGCAGGCACUUCUGUGUCUCUUAGAAGAUUUUGGUCCCAGGAAUGGAACCGCUUCAGAUCACGUUGGCAUGGGGGGUUCAGCCAUUCAAAAGCUUCUCUCCAAGGCUGUGCUUUUAGCAGAAAAGGCUGCUGAAAUUAAUCUUUUCACAGUAGGACCUAGGAAGCUUUGCAUUCUUACACAUCCAUUUUGUUGUCACAAGGCGUCACGUCAUCUCAGGUUUAGGGUGACCCUUUGGAUGGGUGUCCUCCAAGUUGUGUCCCCUGCUCGGCUCCGGUAAACUCAAGGCUGGACUUCCUUCGUCACAGCAUAUAUCAAUAUGAGUGCCGCGAAAACAUGUUUCUGGGCUAUGGGGCUGUGCUUUGAGGACCGGAUCAGGCCUUGGGGGCAGGGUGAACAAGCCCCACUCUGCUCUCCUGGGCUAGCCAGUGUGGACGAGGAAGGGCGAGUGGUGAACAGUGCGUGCUGGCAUUCUUGCAGGGGGAAGUUCAGCCGUAAGACGGCAGAGUAAAUCAGUUGCUUGGAUGGCUGAGGACGAUUUAGAUAUCCAGGAAUGAGUUGCCCAGAGGGGAAAUAUCACAGUUGCUUAUUAGUGUUUGUUGCAGCAAACUAACAGCAAUAAGCCGAAAUAAACUUUGUGGCACCGAAAAA